Messenger RNA from Microcebus murinus (gray mouse lemur), 5922 nucleotides. It is a transcript of the gene CNNM1, whose product is annotated as cyclin and CBS domain divalent metal cation transport mediator 1. The record is from RefSeq and is a predicted model, not a curated record. NCBI's taxonomy places the organism in Eukaryota, Metazoa, Chordata, Mammalia, Primates, Cheirogaleidae. Gene Ontology annotation, biological process: magnesium ion homeostasis; transport. Gene Ontology annotation, molecular function: transmembrane transporter activity. Gene Ontology annotation, cellular component: plasma membrane.
CAUAUCACACAUAUAGAUCAACCUCAUUCUUUUUUAUUGCUGCAUAAUAUCCCAUUGCAUAGUCAUGUCAUGAUUUAUUUCAACCGUUUCUUAUUGAUAGACAUUUGGAUCUUAAGAAACUGAACUUAAAUAAUUUGGAAAUUUUUAUAAUAUGAAAAGGUCAGCUGGAGUUGACACCAAACACUACAAGUUUUCAGAUUCAAGACUUGCCUCCAUACUAUCUCUUGGCCAGAAGGGGGAAUGCAAGUGGCAGGAGUAGAAGCAUAAAACUGGGAAAUUUUCCGGACCAAUGGGGAAGCAGUGGGGAAGUAGUGGGGCCGGCAGGGAAUUACUGCCGGGUAGGAGCUCGCAGAGGCGCCUUAUUGCUGAAGUAGGAGGCCAUCUCCAAGCCAAGCCUUCCCCAGGCUGCAGCUCAGACACACCGAACUGUGUACCGGCUGCACACUGUGCCAUGAUGCGUGGCCAUCUCCAACACUCAGCAGGGGCCCCCAGCCCAGACAAGAUCUGAAUCCCCACCGCCUCCAGCUGGGGGCAUACACGUGGUGACCUGCCUGGGGCUGGGUUCCCGGCUCCGGCUCCUCCUCCCUCCAGCUCUUGCUCUGCUUUCUGCAGUAUCACGUGCAGCCGUGCCGGGUGCAGGAUGGCGGCGGCGGCGGCGGCAGCGGCAGCGGUGGGUGUCAGGCUCCGGGACUGCUGCAGCCGGGGCGCUGUGCUCCUGCUCUUCUUUUCUCUUUCUCCCCGGCCCCCGGCUGCUGCUGCUUGGCUUCUGGGCCUGAGGCCCGAAGACACCGCUGGAGGCCGCGUGUCUCUGGAGGGGGGCACCCUGCGUGCGGCCGAAGGCACCAGCUUCCUCCUGCGAGUCUAUUUCCAGCCGGGAUCCGAGGCGCCAGCCGCGCGGGUGCCCGCACCCACCGUCUCCCCGGGGGAGAACGGCACAGGCGACUGGGCUCCGCGGCUAGUAUUUAUUGAGGAGCCCCCGGGGGGCAGCGGCGUGGCGCCCAGUGCGGUACCCACGCGGCCUCCGGGACCGCAGCGCUGCCGUGAGCAGAGUGACUGGGCAUCGGACGUGGAGGUCCUGGGGCCUCUGCGCCCCGGGGGUGUGGCGGGCUCAGCCCUGGUCCAGGUGCGGGUGCGGGAGCUGCGCAAGGGCGAAGCAGAGCGGAGCGGCGCGGGAGGUGGCGGGAAGCUCUUCUCGCUGUGCGCCUGGGAUGGGCGCGCUUGGCACCACCACGGCGCGGCUGGCGGCUUCCUGCUGCGCGUCCGCCCGCGGCUCUACGGCCCGGGCGGGGACUUGCUGGCCCCCGCUUGGCUGCGGGCACUCGGGGCGCUCCUCUUGCUCGCCCUGUCCGCCCUGUUCAGCGGCCUGCGCCUGAGCCUGCUCUCGCUGGACCCGGUGGAGUUACGGGUGCUGCGGAACAGCGGCUCGGCAGCCGAACAGGAGCAGGCGCGCCGCGUGCAGGCCGUGCGCGGCAGGGGGACCCAUCUGCUCUGCACCCUGCUCCUGGGCCAAGCCGGAGCCAACGCGGCUCUGGCGGGUUGGCUGUAUGCCUCGCUGCCGCCGGGCGUCGGGGGCACAGAGGAAGACUACAGCGAGGUGGGGAUUCACUUCCCAUGGCUGCCGGCGCUCGUGUGCACUGGCGCCGUGUUCCUGGGCGCUGAAAUCUGCCCCUACUCUGUGUGUUCUCGGCACGGGCUGGCCAUCGCCUCGCACAGCGUGUGUCUGACCCGGCUUCUGAUGGUGGCCGCCUUCCCCGUGUGCUACCCGCUGGGCCGCCUGCUGGAUUGGGCGCUGCGCCAGGAGAUCAGCACCUUCUACACGAGGGAGAAGCUGCUGGAGACGUUGCGGGCCGCAGACCCCUACAACGACCUCGUGAAGGAAGAGCUCAACAUUAUACAGGGCGCCCUGGAGCUGCGCACAAAAGUGGUGGAGGAGGUGCUGACCCCCCUUGGAGACUGCUUCAUGCUGCGCUCAGACGCGGUGCUCGACUUCGCCACUGUCUCUGAGAUCCUGCGCAGCGGCUACACUCGCAUCCCAGUGUACGAGGGUGACCAGCGGCACAACAUUGUAGACAUUUUGUUUGUCAAGGACUUGGCUUUCGUGGACCCCGACGACUGCACCCCACUCCUCACCGUCACCCGCUUCUACAAUCGGCCCCUGCACUGUGUCUUCAAUGAUACCCGGCUGGACACGGUGCUGGAAGAGUUUAAGAAGGGAAAAUCUCACCUGGCCAUUGUCCAGCGGGUGAAUAAUGAGGGUGAAGGGGACCCUUUCUAUGAGGUGAUGGGCAUCGUCACUCUGGAGGAUAUCAUAGAGGAGAUCAUCAAGUCGGAGAUUCUGGACGAGACUGAUCUCUACACCGACAAUCGGAAAAAGCAGAGGGUCCCACACCGGGAAAGGAAGCGGCAUGACUUCUCCUUGUUUAAGCUUUCCGACACGGAGAUGCGGGUAAAGAUCUCACCACAGCUUCUGCUGGCCACGCACCGCUUCAUGGCUACAGAAGUGGAGCCCUUUAAGUCUCUGUACCUUUCGGAGAAGAUCCUGCUCCGGCUCCUGAAACAUCCCAACGUGAUCCAGGAACUGAAGUUCGAUGAGAAGAAUAAGAAGGCCCCAGAACACUACCUCUACCAGCGCAACCGCCCUGUGGACUAUUUUAUGCUGCUUCUGCAGGGUAAAGUGGAAGUGGAGGUCGGUAAGGAAGGCCUUCGCUUCGAGAAUGGAGCCUUCACCUACUAUGGGGUCCCAGCCAUCAUGACCUCUGCGUGCUCAGAUAAUGACGUGCGGAAGGUUGGAAGCCUGGCUGGAUCCUCUGUCUUUCUGCCCGUCUCUGUGUCUCGUACCUUCGCCUUCAGCAGAGGGGACUCUCUGGCAGGCUCCCCAGUAAACCGGUCCCCUUCGCGCUGCAGCGGAUUGAAUCGCUCUGAGUCUCCAAACCGUGAGCGCAGCGACUUUGGGGGCAGCAACACCCAGCUGUUCGGCAGCAACAACAACCUCUACACGCCAGACUACUCAGUCCACAUCCUGAGCGACGUGCAGUUUGUAAAGAUCACACGGCAGCAGUAUCAGAAUGCACUCACCGCCUGCCACAUGGACAGCUCACCCCAGUCCCCUGACAUGGAGGCCUUCACUGACGGAGACUCCACCAAGGCCCCCACAACUCGGGGCACACCCCUGACCCCCAAGGAUGACCCUGUCGCCACACUCCUGAGCAACAGGAACAGUCUGCCGUGCAGCCGUUCAGAUGGGCUGCGAAGCCCCAGCGAGGUCGUGUACUUGAGGAUGGAGGAGAUGGCCUUCACCCAAGAGGAAAUGACUGACUUCGAGGAGCACAGUACACAGCAGCUCUCGCUGUCACCUGCAGCUGUGCCCACAACAGAUAGUGAAUGUUGUAACAUCAACCUGGAUACAGAAACCAGUCCUCUCAGUAGCGACUUUGAGGAAACCAUGGGCAGGAGGCUGCUGAGAACCCUGAGUGGUCAAAGAAGGAAGAAGUCACCAGAUGGAGAGAGAACCUCUGAGGAGAACUCCAAUUUAACGCCUCUGAUCACAUGACAGCAAAGCCAGCAUUUGCUGGGUAUGUGAGAUUCCAGAGCUUUGGGGGAGAACCCACCUUCCCAUCAUCUGCUUCCCCUCAAGGCCUCCCACAGGUGACAGAACAUUCUGCCUUCCUUUCCACCUCUUCACCCCUAGCUGUCGAUUUGGCAGAUUUUCCCUUGUUGCCUCCAGUUUGACUCAGAGCCUUGCCGUGGCCAUAACGGAAGGAAGUGCCUCUAAUGGAACAUGCUAGAAAUGGUUUUGUCUACAGCACAGUGUGGGACUGGAGAUGACCCCAAGCUGACAAUGCCACUUUGGGACCCUGAUGCCAUAGGACACCCAUGUGCUGCAACUCACCAUUCUUUCCUCCAGAACAAAAUGAUAACUUUCUACCAUAUUUCAUGCUUAGCUUAACUCAGAACGUGCCACUAGUAGACAGGCACAUGGGAGGACAGAGUAGCAGGUAUGGAAUUUAGCUCAGGGGACAGACCAAGAAUUCCUCCAGAAUUCAGGGCAGCAGGACUCAGCCAUGUUGGUGCGUGACUGAUGUUUCAGCACAGAAAACUGUCAGUGACUGGUUCCCUGUUGGAUAAGGGUUCCAGCAUUCUGAGGAAGUGAGUCUCAGCUAGAAUGGAAAGAAUGUGAGGUGGAACUUCAAGUCACUGUUUUUCCCAGGGAUACAUCUGUUUUGGCUCCCAGACAACAGUUAUUAAUCAGUCAAUCAAUCUGCUCUGGAAGAGGAGGAGCGGAGAGCAGAGAGACCCAGUUGGGAGCCAGAGAUGGAACUUCAGGUGUUAAGUGCAAAUCAAAGCAAGAGAAAAACAGAAGAAGAAAAAAAAACCUUACAUGGAAAAAUUCUAAGCCGUUAGUUAAAAGCAAGUUUAGCCAUGAUGAACCAAAGAGUGCCCAGGUCAGCCAGGAAAGAUGCACGCUCUCGUGGGACUGCAAUGUGUAUGUAUUACACAGGAACGUUGAAAAAUCAUUCUUUUUCAUUCAUCUGCACCUCCCACCCCUUACUAUACCCUAGCAGGUCGGUUGAGUAUACUUUAUUCCAAACACUUACUAGAUCUCUGGUUUUUCUCCUGGCUGCUGAGGCAGGUGCAAUUCCAAGUAUAACCACGAGAUGGCAGAAAGACUGCACAUACCUACUUCCAAGAAUAAAAUAGUCCUAAUGAGGAUCACAGCAAGCCUUAGGGAAAACUUGGAAGUGAAGUUUGUCUUUGAUCUGUCUCCCUUUCUGAUCUAUCUCCCACUACUUGGAUGCCCUCAGUCAGGUACCCAGCGAUCAACUGCUGUUUGUGGAAUCUUUAACUGUUCCCAAACUUUUCCCUGUGGCAUACCUUCCCUCCCCUUCUUCCAAAACCAUCACUUCCACCUCCCCACACCUAUUCAAUCAAUAAUCAGAUGGGGAGGUUGCAGACUGGUAAUUCCUCUGGGUUAUUUGCAUCUCAAAACAAAAUGCUUACCCACAGGAACAUUUAACUCAGGGGUCCUUAACUUGGGGUCCAUCACCCCAGGGGGUCCAUAGUUGGACUUCAGAGGGUCUAUGAAACCCCUAAAACUGUCCGAAUUUAGUGUAUGUAUUCUUGUAUGUUUUCCAGAGCAUUAAAGCUUUCAUAAUAUUCUCAAAGGUCUUAGACCUACAAAGGAUUUAAAAAAAAAAAAACAAAAAAAAAACACUAUUUUAAAUAGUGGAGCUUUCAGCCCAGAGUUUCUGCAAUGCAGAGUGAAGUGAAUACUGGGCACUUUGAGAGACAGAGUUUUAAUUAUGAGUGGUCUUCUCAAGUGGCCAUCAACCAAUGGGGGAGGCUGGCACCCACCAAGAGGUUUGAAUCCUCAGAAAUUCUUGGCACAUUCUAGAAUAUCGUACAUCCCACAUAACUUUGUCCCCACUUCCCCAACAAACCAGAGCAGGUGUUGCAGACAGGAGGGCCACAGCAUGUGGGAGCAGACUUUGGAGCUAGGGAUGCCUUCUCCAGCAAUGUAUUGUUGACUUCAAUGCACUCUUGCCUGGCCAGGCCUGGUGCGAGGCUCAGCAGUGCAUGACUUCUCCUAGAUAACUUCACAGCAAUCCCCUCCCAACACCUGCUCUUGCCUGGUAGGAAUAGACAAUGUCAGCCCUCAGUGUUGGGUGCCUCAGUCCCAACCAGUAUAUGGUGAGUCUUGAGCAAGAACUGCCAUCAUGCAGUCUUCUUGCUCAGCUAGCCACUGGCCGGGGGGGCCUGCCUGGCUAGCCUUCCUUUCAUUACCCCUUAUGCCACGGAGUUCAGGCCACUGCUGUUGCAUUACAUCCAUCCCUUUGCAGAAUCCCUAAGGAGCCUGUCACCACUCCUCUCCCUAUAGCCCCCAACCCCAACAAAGAUUUUCUUCAGGUAAAAAAAAAAAAAAAA